Messenger RNA from Aspergillus terreus NIH2624, 1185 nucleotides. Its product is annotated as agmatinase. Gene Ontology annotation, molecular function: metal ion binding; agmatinase activity. The transcript is spliced from 8 exons. The record is from RefSeq and is a predicted model, not a curated record. NCBI's taxonomy places the organism in Eukaryota, Fungi, Ascomycota, Eurotiomycetes, Eurotiales, Aspergillaceae. Bases 1 to 1185 code for a protein of 394 amino acids.
AUGAUUGCUUCCACCCUCAGCCUUCUUGCUCUCUCAACCGUGGCCUCGGCUCAUAGUAGCCACAGUCAGACCCCUCUGGCUGCUGGUCCUCUCCAGAAGCUGUGGUACAACACUCUUCCGGGUGAUGGUGGUACCCAGGCCGACUCUGUCUUCUCUGGCAUCUCGACUUUCGGUCGGCUUCCAUACUUCCCCUGUCUCGCCAGUGAAGAUGAGAAAUACGACAUUGCUUUUAUCGGCGCCCCAUUUGAUACUGGAACCUCCUACAGACCCGGUGCUAGAUUUGGACCAAGUGGCAUCAGGCAAGGUUCUCGUCGUCUCAAUCUCUACGGUGGCUAUAACGUGCCAUUGGAGGCGAACCCCUUCGUCAGUGAUCUGAGAAUCCUGGAUUGUGGCGACAUCCCCGUGACAUCGUACGACAAUGAAUGGGCCAUCAAGCAGAUUGAAGAGGGCCACAACAGCGUCCUCAUGCGCAAGCCCUACACCAAUGCCGACGAGUACGGCAUGUCCAAGGCAGGCAAAACCCUGCCUCGUGUCAUCACCCUCGGCGGUGACCACACCAUCACCUUGCCUCUGCUGCGCAGUAUCAACAAGGCCUACGGCCCUGUCACCGUCGUUCACUUCGACAGCCAUCUCUCUAGUGACUCCUGGAAGCCCAAGGUCUUUGGCGGAUCGCCCAGUGAAGUCGCUGCUGUCAACCACGGGACUUACUUCUACCAUGCCGCCAUGGAGGGUCUUCUGAGAAACGACACCAACAUCCACGCUGGUAUCCGCACCACCCUCUCCGGCCCCUCAGACUAUGAGAAUGACGGAUACUGUGGCUUUGAGAUUGUCGAAGCCCGGGAGAUUGACACCAUCGGCACCGAGGGUAUCAUCAAGAAAAUCCGCGAGCGCGUCGGCACCAAGAACCCGGUCUAUCUGUCCAUCGAUAUCGAUACCCUGGACCCGGCUUAUGCUCCCGCAACUGGUACCCCUGAGACCGGUGGCUGGUCGACCCGCGAGCUGCGUACCAUCAUUCGCGGUCUUGAUGGACUCAACUUUAUUGGAGCCGAUAUUGUCGAAGUGGCGCCCGCCUAUGACACCAAUGCCGAACUCUCUACCAUGGCUGCCGCCGAUGUUCUUUACGAAGUCUUGACUAUGAUGGUGAAGAAGGGACCUCUUUCUAUUGGUGGAUCAGAGGAACUAUAG